This is a messenger RNA of Zingiber officinale, 1467 nucleotides long. RefSeq names its product palmitoyl-acyl carrier protein thioesterase, chloroplastic-like. Lineage: Eukaryota; Viridiplantae; Streptophyta; Magnoliopsida; Zingiberales; Zingiberaceae. Bases 1 to 1143 code for a protein of 380 amino acids. Gene Ontology annotation, molecular function: acyl carrier activity; fatty acyl-[ACP] hydrolase activity. Gene Ontology annotation, biological process: fatty acid biosynthetic process. The transcript is spliced from 6 exons. The record is from RefSeq and is a predicted model, not a curated record.
AUGGCUAUCUCAGCCAUGGAAUUUGGCAGUAAGGCGGUUGCAAAGUCCAUGGCUUCCAGCUGCAGCACCAGAUUACAUCUUCCAACUGUGGCAAGUUCCAUUUGCUGUGCCAGGAAGGGAAAGCUACGGCAGUUUUGUGUGAAGACUGGUGGCGACAAUUGCAAAGUGAGUGCGGAUAGAGUCCAUGGAAGCAAGAUGAAUGAAGUGGUGCAUGGUAUUGAGGCUUCUUUGACCAUGGGGAAUGGAACUGCAGUGCUCCAGGAUGAUGAUGGUGGAGUAAUGCACACUUACAGGCUUGGGAGGUUUGUGGAGGAGAGAUACGUUUACAGGCAGACCUUUGUGAUCAGAUCUCAUGAGAUUGGACCUGAUGAAACAGCAACCAUGGAGACCCUCAUGAAUCUCCUGCAGGAGACAGCUCUGAAUCAUGUCAUGAGCUCUGGCCUUGCUAGUGAUGGAUUUGGUGCGACACAUCAGAUGAACCUUCGGAAACUAAUAUGGGUUGUUACUAGAAUUAAUAUUCAGGUUGAGAAGUACAGUCACUGGGGAGAUGUGGUUGAGAUUGAUACAUGGGUAGCAGCAUCCGGGAAGAAUGGUAUGCGUAGAGACUGGAUGAUCCGAGAUUGUAGCACACAAAAGAUAAUAACAAGAGCUACAAGCAACUGGGUAAUGAUGAAUAGAGAAACAAGAAGGUUGUCCAAGUUACCUGAACAGGUAAGGGAAGAGGUAAAACCCUUCUAUCUGGACAGGAGAGUAUUUUUUGAUGGCAGCUGUGACAAUGAAAAAAUCGAGAAAUUGACUGAAGAAACUGCAGUGAACAUCAAAUCUGGUUUAGCACCAAGGUGGAGUGACAUGGACGUCAAUCAACAUGUAAACAAUGUAAAAUACAUUGGAUGGAUAAUGGAGAGCGUUCCCGUAAAUGUACUGGAAAACUAUCAUCUCACCAGCAUGACUCUUGAGUACCGCAGAGAAUGCAGGCAGUCGAAUCUUCUUGAGUCCCUCACAUACCUUACUGCAGCCGAGGAAGACCCUGUGAAUGUGAAUACAAGUUUGCACAGCAUCCAGCUGCGAAGCACACACUUGCUUUGCCUGCAAGAGGAUAAAGCAGAGGUUGUGCGUGGCAGAGCAAAAUGGAAGUGCAAGUAGCACAUAUAAUCAGCCACCAUCAAGAAAUUUAAUGUCUACAUAAGUAGUACUAUGUCAUUCUUUUGUUUGUUGUUUUUCUCCUUCUUGCUGAAUUUCCUUCUAUUCUUUGAGAUGUACAGCAGAUUUGGUAGUGCAAUAUGCACGCAAGCAUUCUGUUAUCAUCACAAAGCACAUUAAGUUUCUGAUUGAUAUACCUUGUCGUCACCUUGUUGUAGCCCCAAGAACAUAUUUUGUAAGUCUAAUUCUAUGCACACAAUAAUGUUUAGGUGUAAUUCUAUGCGCAACAGAUGCCAAUAUGAUUUAAUAGAGUGAGGAAUUAAUAAA